AAUCUAUAUUCUUUGUUUUGUGAAUUGUGGGUCUGUUACGUGUUGGUGGUACUAAUGUUACGAUUGAAUUGGAGGACUAGGAUGUCGUGUUUCAAUUUAGAAUAGCAGGCAAGUGAGAUCUGAUGAUCGUGCGAAUUGUUGCGAACGUUACGAAUACAUUCGUUCUGAGAGUUGUCAAAUGAAAGUGCAAUUGUACGUAAUUUGAUCUCAAUAUUAAACUAUUGAUGAACCAUGCCACUUCCUGCAGCUCUCGUAUCCAGAUUGGCGAAGCGAGGUUUAAUUCACGCUCAGCACCAUCCAACAGCCGUAGUAACCGCAGCUCCUGUGGUACCUGUUCCAACAAACACAGAAGAGGAGGAAGUGAUUGCUGAGGAUUAUGAUAACCAGAAGAAAGACACCAACAGUAACAAUGUCAAUGAUUCUGAGUAUGUGGACAAUUUCAUGGGAAACCUGGAAAAGAAGAUAAUGGGCUACUAUGGUUGUCCCAACAAAUAUAAUAUCUACCAUGAAUGCACAACUUUCUGUGAAGAAAGGUGGGGACAGGGUUGUGUUGAACCUGAUCCAAGUUAUGUGCGCAAGAAACAGAGAAUGCUGCUAAAGUACCCAUUACCAGAAAACUGGAUUGAAGUGUAUGAUCCUGGAACUGGUCGCUAUUAUUAUUGGCACACUGAGAGUGAUGCUGUGUCAUGGCUGUCUCCUCGACAUCCUCGUGCAGUUAUCUCCGAGUCAGCUGCACAUAUUCGUGAUGAAUUGCAAAUGGCUGCACUUGAUGCUGAGGAAGAGGACGAAGAUGAGGAAGAUGAUAAAGAGAGUGACAUGGAUGAUGAUGAUGGAGAGGCUAGUGAUGAAGAUGCAAGAGAGGAGAAACGGAGAGAGGAACAAGAAAGAAGACGAGAAGCAAGGGAACGACAAAGAGCAAAAGGACGCACAAAAGUUAGAGACAAUGACAUAGACCCAAUGGACCCAGCUGCCUAUUCUGACACACCUAGAGGGACCUGGUCUACUGGAUUGGGGAAAAAGAAUGAAGCAAAAACUGGCGCUGACACAACAGCAGCGGGACCUCUGUAUCAGAUGCGACCUUAUCCCAGUCCUGGAGCUGUACUUCGAGCAAACGCUAAGAGCAAAUCUCAUUCAGAAAAACCAAAGGUCAUGCGUCCAGAACUGCCACCAAAGUAAAUCAGUCUAAAGAAGAAAGCGGCAACUGCAGGAUGAAUGUGAAGCGAUGUGAUAUGACAAAACAUCAUGUUCUGCCACGGCUUAUGUCAACAUAAAACAUGUUUAUGUUCUGGAAUCACA
Messenger RNA from Cryptotermes secundus, 1296 nucleotides. It is a transcript of the gene PQBP1, whose product is annotated as polyglutamine-binding protein 1. NCBI's taxonomy places the organism in Eukaryota, Metazoa, Arthropoda, Insecta, Blattodea, Kalotermitidae. Gene Ontology annotation, molecular function: ribonucleoprotein complex binding; protein binding. Bases 232 to 1176 code for a protein of 314 amino acids. Gene Ontology annotation, cellular component: nuclear body; cytoplasm. The transcript is spliced from 7 exons. Gene Ontology annotation, biological process: alternative mRNA splicing, via spliceosome. The record is from RefSeq and is a predicted model, not a curated record.